Molecule: messenger RNA, 2115 nt
Organism: Plectropomus leopardus (leopard coralgrouper)
Lineage: Eukaryota; Metazoa; Chordata; Actinopteri; Perciformes; Serranidae
Source: RefSeq, a predicted model, not a curated record
GUACAGUCCAAAUUCAAGAAAGACAGAAAACUGAUAAAGUCAGAGUAAAUGAACGUGAUGUUGUGAGGGAUCUGAUUCAGCAACAUGUUGGAGAACAACCCUUUACAAACCAGAGGGGAGACUUUGGUUUGGGAGACCUGGAUGAGAAAAAAGUUAUUUCACUGCUCAAAGAGGUGAUUGAAAAGAUGAAGAAAGAGAAUCAGGAGCUCAACAUGAAACGGGCCCACUUUCAGGCCCAUACAGAUGACCUGGAAAUGUUGCUGAAACAGAAGGCUGAGGAGAGGGCUAACAUUGUGUCUCAGCAGCAGAGGUUGACCGCUGAGAACCGGGUGCUGAAAACCUCUCUAGAACGUGAAGAAAAGACCCUCUCCACCUUACAGGAGGAGCUGAGAAACCUUCGCUCUAAGAUUGGAGAUCAGGAGGCGAUGGGAGCCGGUGUCGACUCGCUGCUCUCAGAAAACCAGAGGCUGAAAGACCAGCUGGAGGAGGAGAAACAGCUGAUCCAGAGCCUCCACGGCCAGAGGGAAAACAUGAGGGCUGAAGCACAGACACUGAGAAAGAAACUCAAAAAGGAGAGAGCAGUUACAGAUGAGCUGAGGAGAGAGUUAAAUGUGCUGAGAAGUCAAAUCCCCACAGCUGGAAAGGAAGCCGAUGCAGAGGCAGAAGAGCUGCAGUCACGUCUGACAGAGCUGGAGAAGCGACUGAGCUUCGAACAGCAGCGCUCCGACCUGUGGGAGAGGCUGUAUGUGGAAACCAAAGAAGACAGAGCUAAAGGAGACGACACGUCGGCCAAAGUGAAAAGACCAAAAGAGGGCAUGUCGGGGAAAGUGAAAGAGACAUUUGAUGCUGUGAAGAACUCCACCAAGGAGUUUGUCCAUCACCACAAAGAGCAGAUAAAGAAAGCAAAGGAAGCUGUGAAGGAGAACCUCAGGAAGUUUUCAGAUUCUGUCAAAUUAACUUUCAGACACUUUAAGGAUUCAGCGUCGACCUUCAUCAACAAAGCCAGAGGCUUUUACGAUAAGAGACGUGAUGAGAAAAACACAAAAGAGUCAUGGCAGCACAGAUCCCACAAGCACCAUCACAGACAUCAGCGCAAAUCUGACAACUCCUUCCAGAGCAACCACAACACGCGAAAAUCAGGAGAUAAAGUUCACGAAGAGCGGAGUCAAGAGUCCCACAAAGCCAACUUAAAAGGAUGCUCCAGCGUUUUCGACUGCGCCUACCAGGAGUCUAUGAGUCUCUUCAACAAAGCUACGGAGCCAAUCAGAGCGGACAAAUUUUACCAGCUGCUGCAGAGCUACCUGCAGCAAGAGGUCGACCACUUCCACCACUGGAAAGAGUUGGAGAUUUUCAUCAACAACUUUUUUCACAACGGAGUGUUCAUCCACGACCAGAUGCUGUUCACAGACUUUGUCAGCGGCGUGGAAAACUAUCUGACUGACAUGCGAGGCCUUGACGACGACGUGUUCAGCGAUCUUGAUGACUUUGUCUAUCGGCACUUCUUUGGAGAGGCUUACAGAAGAAGCUACGGCCCAAACGGGCCAUUUGAAAGACCGGACACAGACUCAAAGGAGUCGAGAGCAAAGCAUCAUCAACGAAAGCAGCAGAGAGCCAGACCUAAACCACAAAGUGAACGCAAGUGGAGCCGAUCAGGAAGAAACACAGACAGACACAUGGCAGACGUCAAAAUAGAACUGGGCCCGAUGCCGUUUGAUCCCAAAUACUGAAAACGGUUCAACUAGUUAAAUGUUAUAGUUGCAAAUUUGGGAAGAGAAAUUUUGGUUGUGUUCAGAUGCAAAGUUGCUCCUUUUUUUUUUUUUUUUUUAUUGUAAGUUUGCACAUCUUUAACUUUUCAAUGCUACUGAAGGUCCUUGAGCUGUUGUGUGUUUAGUGAAGUAAUUGUUAGGUUUGAGUGAAAGAUGUGGCAUAUCUGACGUAACAUAAAUCUGAGUUAAUUUCGCAUUUUACAGAUGCGAAAGUAAAAAGAUUUAGAAAGAUUUCUUGCUGAAAAACCACUGAUCUUCAACCACAGCACUUAUGUUUUAAAUUACACAGAAUUAUUGAGCAAAAAAUGUUGUGAAUGAUUGUGUUUAAACAAAAAAAAACAAAAAAAAA